AUGCCAUCCAGCAUCCUGCAAGCACUGUCGAGCCGUGGGACGCUGGUGCUGGAGGCAGCACUGAGGAGUGCACUGCUGGCACUGGAACGGGCGCUGUCCGAGCAGCAGCGGCAGCGGGGGGCCUGUGGACUCUGUGCCCCCUGCCUCUUCCCACCCUGCGCCAACAUCACCAGCCAUUGCCCACGUGACACUAGCCGUGCCCCCCAGCUGCCAGGCCCUGCUGGAUGCCCAGGCACUGCCCGAGCUGCCCCAGCGCAACUGGGCACUGAGCCAGGCCUGUGCCCCCUACCAGCACCUGUGCCCACCUGAGGGGGCCCCACAAGCCUGUGCCCCACUCAGCGCCCGGCUCUGCCAGCACCGCCUCCAGGAGUGCCAGACGGCAGCCGCAGUCCCGAGUCCGGACGCAGCAGCAGAGGUGGCAACGCCAGGAACCGUAACGAGCUGGCGUGGACCGUGGUGGUGGGCGACCACGAGCUGGGCAAGCCGGGUGUGGGCGAGAGGGCAGUGCCCGUCCGGCGCAUCUUGCCUCACCCUAAGUUUAACCCCAAGACGUUUCACGGGGACCUGGCAUUGCUGGAGCUGGCGGUGCCACUAGCCUUGUCACCCACCGUCAGCCCUGUGUGCCUUCCCAGUGGCCCCACAGAGCCCAGCCCUGGCACCCCCUGCUACAUCGCGGGCUGGGGCUCCCUCUACGAAGAGGGACCAGUGGCCGAUGUGGUGAUGGAGGCGCAGGUGCCCCUGCUCAGCCAGGAGACGUGCCGGGGUGCCCUGGGCAAGGACCUGCUCACCAGUGCCAUGUUCUGUGCUGGGUACUUGUCUGGAGGCAUCGACUCCUGCCAGGGCGACUCAGGGGGCCCACUGGCGUGCCAGGACCCCACUUCACACCACUUUGUCCUCUACGGUAUCACCUCGUGGGGUGAUGGCUGUGGUGAGCGGGGCAAACCAGGAGUCUACACCCGCGUCACUGCCUUCACGGACUGGCUCAGCCUCCAGAUGGACUCUGCCCCUGGCAGCCGAGAACCGAGCUGCUUUGACCUGCUGGCGCUGGCCCAGCUGCCCCCAGAGCGGCAGAAACCCGAGCGUGCCCGUCUCUGCACCUUCUACGCUGGAUCCUGCCGGGCACCUCAGGGCCGGACCACUUGUGCCCACCUGGCUGAGGAGACCUGCCGUGCCAGGAUAAGACGAUGUGGUGAGCUGGGGGACUGUGGCAGAGCUAGGGUGUGGGGAGGGACCCCUUUUGGUAGCGUGAGGCUGGUGUGGUGCCAGGGCCAUGUGCACACAGGGUCCUCUGUGCCCACAGAGCUGCACUCCUACGCCCAGACCCUGGUGGAUCUCCUGCGCCAGGCUGGGGACUUCAUCCGAAACCAGUUUGAUUUCUCCUUCCUCACCCGCACUCUGCCCCAGCUCCUGGGCAAGAUCUAUGGGCAUUUCUUCCCUCCCCGUGUCCGCAGGGAUAUCCCAGACCUGGCUGUGGCAGGGGGCCAUUCAAGGCCCACAGCAGAGGGACCCCAGAAAGUCCCCACCAGGUGGAGGGCCAGGCGGCUCCCCCCCUUUGCAGACCUCUUUGAGGCAGUGGGGCCCCAACUGCAAGACUGGGUGGAGGCACUGAGGGCCAUGGCAGGGGGCAGCCCUCUGGUGCCCACAAGGGACAGGAAACAGCUCCCCGGGGAGAUGCAGCUCUUUCUGCAGCAGGGUGAAGAUGUGGUGGAGGAGAUGGUGGGACAGGGACGAGCCUUCCUCACCCAGCUGCAGGCAGAGUUGGACCUUGGCACCGCCCUGGAACCUACGGAGCCACGACAGGCACCCGGAGAGCUGGCAGGGACCUCUUUGCCAAGCCGGUCCGCACUGAGGGAGAAACGUGAGCUGGUGUCCACAGAGCUGCCCAGGGUGGAGGAGGAGGAGGAGGAGGCAGGCACUGGCAGAGCCUGCCCCGGCCUCAACGAGUCGGCAGUGCGGGUGGGUGCGGUGCGGGAGCUGUACGCUUGGGUGCUGCGGGUGCCCGAGACCGACCUGGCCAUGACCUUCCAGGAGAUCCUGGUGGACUUGGGCUCCAAAAACACCAAGGGACUGUACCGGGCACAGGUGCGGGCCACUGUAGGGGGCCGCCCCACGGCCUUCACUGGCCUCGUGGGGCUGGAGAGCGACUCGCUGGCCCGCAGCAUGCCCGGCCUCGUCGCUCUGGCACUUGAAGCGCUGAAAACCUAA
Messenger RNA from Myiozetetes cayanensis, 2205 nucleotides. RefSeq names its product serine protease 56 (gene PRSS56). Gene Ontology annotation, molecular function: serine-type endopeptidase activity. NCBI's taxonomy places the organism in Eukaryota, Metazoa, Chordata, Aves, Passeriformes, Tyrannidae. The record is from RefSeq and is a predicted model, not a curated record. Gene Ontology annotation, biological process: proteolysis.